UUACUAUAAAUAAGCUUCAAAGAAUCAUCUUCACUUCAUAACUUCAUUUCAAAUUUAAAAAAAAAUCUCUUCCUCUUCAAAUUACCACUUCAAUCCCCCUAGUUACUUUUCUACCUCAACUCUCUCAUCUAAGAAUCUUCAAGAACAAUGAAGAAAGUUGUGCUAAAGUUGGAUAUACAUGAUGACAAAAUCAAGCAAAAAGCUAUGAAGACAGUCUCUGGCAUUUUAGGGGUUGAGUCAGUUUCAGUGGACAUGAAAGACCAAAAAUUAACCUUAAUAGGUGAUACUGAUCCGGUGCGUGUAGUUGCUAAGCUAAGGAAGAUUUGUCAUGCAGACAUGGUUUCAGUUGGACCAGCUAAAGAAGAAAAGAAAGAAGAACCUAAAAAGAAGGAAGAUGAUAAGAAGGAUUCAACAAAAAAAGAAAUUGUGAUUGAUCCUUUCAUGUUCUAUGGAACACCAACAUAUGCUUACUAUAAUCAGAUGAAACCACAAUAUAAUUAUCCUUAUUACGUUGAAGAGGAUCCUAAUGGUUGUGUCAUCAUCUAAAUUUCUUAUAUUAAGUUUGAUAAAAAAAUAAAAAGCAAUCCCAAAAAAAUCAAUAUAUUUAUCUUUUUGCUUUUGGUUUUAUGAUUUUGAAAAGUAGUAUGAUGUAUAGUAGUGUACGGUGUUUGAUUAUAAUAGAGGCUUAUCCUGGACCACUCUUUUAUAUUUUA
Molecule: messenger RNA, 713 nt
Organism: Trifolium pratense (red clover)
Lineage: Eukaryota; Viridiplantae; Streptophyta; Magnoliopsida; Fabales; Fabaceae
Product: heavy metal-associated isoprenylated plant protein 39-like
Exons: 3
Coding region: 148-546 (132 amino acids)
Molecular function (GO): metal ion binding
Source: RefSeq, a predicted model, not a curated record